CCUUCCCUUCCCCGCCCGCGGCCUCCCGGGUCCCGCUGCAGCGUCAGCCUCGGUCGGGCCUCAGCGGUGGCGGCGGCUCCUCGGCCUCAGCCCCGGCGCCCCUCGGCGCCCCCUCGGCCCCGGCCCGCCGCGCCGCUCGCUCUCGGCCGCCCCGGCGCCGGCCUAGGCCGCGGCCGCAGCCCCGGGCUCGCGUCGGCGCCGCCCGCUCCCGGCCCGCCCCCUAUGGGCCCCGGCUAGAGGCGCCGCCGCCGCCGGCCCGCGGAGCCCCGAUGCUGGCCCGGAGGAAGCCGGUGCUGCCGGCGCUCACCAUCAACCCCGCCAUCGCCGAGGGCCCGUCCCCCACCAGCGAGGGCGCCUCCGAGGCCAACCUGGUGGACCUCCAGAAGAAACUAGAGGAGCUAGAGUUAGACGAGCAGCAGAAGAAACGGCUGGAAGCCUUCCUCACCCAGAAGGCCAAGGUUGGGGAGCUGAAGGACGAUGACUUCGAGAGGAUCUCGGAGCUGGGCGCUGGUAAUGGUGGGGUGGUCACCAAGGUCCAGCACAGGCCUUCGGGCCUCAUCAUGGCGAGGAAGCUGAUCCACCUCGAGAUCAAGCCGGCCAUCCGGAACCAGAUCAUCCGGGAGCUACAGGUCCUGCACGAGUGCAACUCCCCGUACAUCGUGGGCUUCUACGGGGCCUUCUACAGCGACGGGGAGAUCAGCAUCUGCAUGGAGCACAUGGAUGGAGGCUCCUUGGAUCAGGUGCUGAAAGAAGCCAAGAGAAUCCCCGAAGAGAUCCUGGGGAAGGUCAGCAUUGCGGUCCUCCGGGGUUUGGCGUAUCUCCGGGAAAAGCACCAGAUCAUGCACCGAGAUGUGAAACCUUCUAAUAUCCUGGUCAAUUCCAGAGGGGAGAUCAAGCUGUGCGACUUUGGGGUGAGCGGGCAGCUCAUCGAUUCCAUGGCCAACUCCUUUGUAGGAACCCGGUCCUACAUGUCUCCGGAGCGGUUACAAGGCACCCACUAUUCGGUGCAGUCUGACAUCUGGAGCAUGGGCCUGUCCCUGGUCGAGCUGUCCAUCGGAAGGUACCCCAUCCCUCCGCCAGACGCCAAGGAGCUCGAGGCCAUCUUCGGCCGGCCCAUGGUCGAUGGGGCGGAGGGAGAGCCUCCCAGCACCUCGCCACGCCCGCGACCCCCCGGACGCCCCAUCAGUGGGCAUGGGAUGGACAGCCGGCCGGCCAUGGCCAUCUUCGAGCUGCUGGACUACAUCGUGAAUGAGCCGCCUCCCAAACUGCCCAACAGCGUCUUCACCCAGGACUUCCAGGAGUUUGUAAAUAAAUGCCUAAUUAAGAACCCGGCGGAGAGAGCCGACCUGAAGAUGCUGAUGAACCAUGCUUUCAUCAAACGGUCAGAGGUGGAAGAAGUGGAUUUUGCAGGCUGGUUGUGUAAAACCCUGCGGCUGAACCAGCCCAGCACCCCAACACGCACAGCCGUGUGACCAGACUCGGGGCCCCUGCGUCCAGCCGGCGUCCCCGUGGGCCUCCCGCUCCCCUGGCCGAAGACAAGACCAGCCGCUCCUCCGCCUCCACCCGCACCCCUCGGCCCGGCGGGGCGGCCCCCCACGCACGCCAGAACUCUCUCCCGUCCCCUUGCAUCCCUGUCACCGUUGGGGCCGCUCUGGUUUCUGGGGAAGGUGACACUGCUCAGGGGGUCUCGUUGGACCCUGCUUACUUAGGUUUAAAAAAACAACAACAAAAAAACAGGGAAAGAAAAACCAAACUGUGCCCACUGUACUUUUUGUUCCAUUGGUUUUGUUUUUGUUUUUGGAGGGAACCUCGUUUGAUUCCAUCGCGGGGUUGAGGAGCCUUCGGUGAGGACGGCUGUGGAGCCCACUGGGCAGCAGAGAGAAGGAGGGAGAAGAAAGAUGCCCAGGGAGCUAGCCCCCGUUUUCAGGGAUGAGGCCUCGGAGUGAACCCCUGGGCACUGGCAUCCUCCCUAGGAAAGAAAUGACUACUUCAUGUUUCUGAGUCCCCCAGCCUACCCCCCUUUGCCUCAUCCCUGCUUCUUAAUUUGUCGAGAAAAGCUCAGUCACAUCCUUCGCUCUCGUGACGUCCUGUUCCCGUCACCUCCCCUUUCUGGCCACCUCAGCCUGUUACCACGCGUCCUCGGAGAGCAGAACCGGCCUCUUCUCAGCCGCGAGGGACGUGAGGGACACUCCUUUGCCUCCUCGUCCUUCAGGACGCAGAGACUUCUGACUUCUCAUGGGUGGCCGCUGAGCCAAGAAGUCAGCCUGACAGAAAGGAAGCUUGGGUUUCCAGGCGGAGGGUGUGGUUGGAAACCCCAGCAGAUCCAGUAGAUAAGGCCCGGGCUCCCCACGGGCGGGCAACAGAUGUGGGUGGGGGGUGCGCCGUCACCUGCUCGCCCGGCCAAUCCAAAGGGGCCACCCCGGGUGCGUCACUCGGCGUCCCGGUUGCAGGCCGGGCCCCGGAUCCGUUCAGCCGCAGUUGGCUGAAACUGAAAUCAGUCGGCGAGUCUUUUCUUGGCGUCCCUUCGGAAUCAGAAGGACGAGGUUCCCGCCAGGCUCUCCGCUGUGACCUGCACGUUGCCCAAGGUGGGCUUAAACUGAGGGAGACCCCAGGCCCAAGGCAGUUUUCCGGUACAUUCUUGGGCAAAGAAGGCCCCCUGGGCUGCCAGGAAGUAGGAAGUGGUGGAAGGCAGGGUUGUGUGAGGCUUCCCCUCUUCUCUGAAGACGCCCCCCUCAAUACUUCCUGAUAACUUGAAACAAGCUGAUACUCAUCUGUGGGCAAGUUGUGGGCGAAGGGUCCUCUCAGAGGCCCAGGGCCUGCUGCUAGCAAGGAGCUGUCCCUGUGUUCCUGGAGGAGGGGCAGCAGAAGGCAGCUUGUGGUCCUCUGAGAACCGCCUGAUCCUUUUUGUUUUCUUGGAACAACCUUCGUAGUCAACUGUCUUUUUUUUCUGGGGACACUGAAGAGAUGACAAGGUGGCAGCCCCUCAGCUAGCUUUCCGGUUUCUGCCACUUAACAUUUGACCUCCCCUCCGAAGUCUUAAAAAAAAAAAAGAAAAAUUUUGAAGGUGUCGCUUUGUAGAUAGACAAGAUCCCUUGGGAACAUCCGCAGAGAAGG
Choloepus didactylus (southern two-toed sloth) is the source of this 3114-nucleotide messenger RNA. It is a transcript of the gene MAP2K2, whose product is annotated as mitogen-activated protein kinase kinase 2. The record is from RefSeq and is a predicted model, not a curated record. NCBI's taxonomy places the organism in Eukaryota, Metazoa, Chordata, Mammalia, Pilosa, Megalonychidae. Bases 270 to 1472 code for a protein of 400 amino acids. Gene Ontology annotation, molecular function: protein kinase activity; ATP binding. The transcript is spliced from 11 exons. Gene Ontology annotation, biological process: protein phosphorylation.